This is a messenger RNA of Oppia nitens, 1205 nucleotides long. RefSeq lists its product as uncharacterized. The coding region runs from base 30 to 1205 and encodes 391 amino acids. The record is from RefSeq and is a predicted model, not a curated record. NCBI's taxonomy places the organism in Eukaryota, Metazoa, Arthropoda, Arachnida, Sarcoptiformes, Oppiidae. The transcript has 6 exons.
UAUAAUAAGUAUUUAUAAAAUGAGAUUUCAUGUAUAAACAAAUAAGGGGACAAACCUAUAGACUAUUAGGUGUGUUAGGCAUACCAUCGGCAGCGGCUGCGGUAGUCAUACAAUUGGCAUACAAUCGACGCCAACAACAACAACAACAACAAUCCUCACAUCCUCAUCAGUGGUGGUGGUUAAGACAUGCCAGAGCCCGGGCAGUCAUUGGCGAUGGUAUUGAUAUCCGAUAUGUUUACGAUGUUUGCCAUAAAUCGAUAGUCAUGUGCACACAAAUCAUCGCAGAUAUAGCGGAUGAAGAACGCUAUGUCCAGGGAUGUCCUAUAGUGCUGAUCGAUGUCUACUAUCAGAACCAAUGGCUAGAACUGUACGGCCGAUCAGUCUAUGUUGAACAGCAUCUGGAUCUGGCACUCGUCCAACUGGUGGUGGCGGCCAACACUCGCGAAGAUGAUUAUGGCGUCUAUAAACCCCAGUCGUUUGCAUUGGCCAACGAUCGGGUACUGGCAUCGGAUAAACUGGGCGACGAAAUUGUUGCCUACGGUCACGGCGAUAUAGAUCAUACGGUACAUCCGGGUAUCGUAUUGGCCACUGGUAUGCCGAUGAAUACCGUAUCGCUAUCGGUGGGCGACUAUCAUGUAUUGUUGGUAACUGUCGCUACUGAUCAACAAGUAGUUGUCCAUUCAGGACAUUUGUUUUCUGGCUUUUCUGGCGGUCCGCUCAUUGAUAACCAGUUGAACAUUGUUGGUGUCAACUGUUUCCGUGGCCUAUAUAAUCGGCAAUUUAGUAUACCGUUUCGCUAUUGUAAUGAUUUUAUAGCCCGGGCCAGAAAUUAUACUAAUUAUAUGACUGAUAAACAUAGACAACGAGAUAAGGACAUGUAUUCAACAAAAUUGUUAGGUAUUAUUGUUGUCGUAACCAAUAUGUAUGGCCUUAACAACAGCAACACUGAUGAUAAUAAUAAUAGAUUUACUAUUGUCGAUAUAAUACCCGGAUCACAUUUUAAUGACUACUAUAUUGGCAGUGAUAUUGUGUCCAUAAUCAGUGGACAACCGUUUACUAAUAUCAGACAAUUGACUGACAGUCUCAAACAUAUUGAUACAAAAUUAACAUUAUUUGUUAGAAAACCUACCGUUCCCAUAAAUAUUAGACUAUAUAUACCGAUUUGCACCUAUGGUCAAAACGGUUUAUUGCCAACUGUUUGCUAA